Plectropomus leopardus (leopard coralgrouper) is the source of this 1483-nucleotide messenger RNA. The record is from RefSeq and is a predicted model, not a curated record. Lineage: Eukaryota; Metazoa; Chordata; Actinopteri; Perciformes; Serranidae.
UGAUACUGAAGAACCUGCUUUCAUCUGACAACUGUAGCAACAUAAAGACUGAACUCUUCAUAUCAUGGCACCCAAGGCUACAACUCUGAAGUGCCUCCCUCCAUCAGUCGGGCCAGCUGUGGUUGUUUUUCUCAUUCUUAUACCAGCUGUGUGCAGUGCCAUCGAAGUAAAUUGCUCUCAACCAAACCAACCUGCCCUUCUGGAGGCUCUGACUCCAAUCUUUAACCUGAGCUCCAUACGACCUGUCAUGAACAUGACAACCUACACCAACGUCAACAUAUAUUUCACCCUGUAUGGAAUCCUUGGAGUGGAUGAAAAGGCUCAGCUCUUGCACACUUACCUUUGGCUCCAUUAUUGGUGGAUGAAUGAGUUUGUCAGCUGGGACCCAAUCCAGUGCGGCAAUGACAAGAUUUCUCUUCCCAGAAAAAAGUUUUGGGUGCCGGAUAUUGUAAUAAAUGAAUUUAUGGAUGAAAACACAGCCCCUUUUGUCCCAUAUGUGUACCUGUUUAGCAAUGGCAAGGUGCACGAUGCUCAACCAGUCAAAGUUGUCAGCUCCUGUAAUCUCGAUAUCUAUACCUUCCCCUUCGAUAUACAGAACUGCACUUUGACCUUCAAUUCCUACAUCCACUUUGCAAUGGAUUUACAGAUUACCCUGGGGAAGCGUGCAGAUGAGAUCACAGAGCACUCCAAGAAUGUGAUGACCACGAUGGGGGAGUGGGAGCUUCUGGAAAUCACCUCCCACAAAUACCACAAACAACUUGAUAAAGGAGGUCAUGUUGAUGAGCUUGCAUUUCAUAUCAGAGUGAGGCGCCGGGCCACUCUUUACGUGGUGAACCUGCUGAUCCCCAGCUGCUUUCUCAUCACAGUGGACCUCUUCAGCUUUCUGCUGCCUCCACAGAGCGUGGACCGCUCCUCCUUUAAGAUGACCCUCAUCCUGGGCUACACUGUCUUCCUGCUCAUCAUGAACGACCUGCUGCCCAUCACCGGAAACACCAUACCUCUCAUAAAUGUGUUCUUCUCCAUCUGCCUGGCUCUAAUGGUGGCCAGCCUACUGGAGACAAUCCUCAUCACCAACCUGCUCUAUGGCUCUGGUGACUUCUCUCCUGCCCCUCGCUGGGUUCAAGUGCUUGUUCUGCAAAUUCUAGGCCGUCUCGUUUGCAUGUCUCGGAAGAGUAAGGAACCAGAAGAUUCAGACAUGAAACCCAGCACUGUCGUGCCACAGCAAAAAGCAGGGGAUGGGCUUCCAGGUGAGAGAGGGCCAACUUUGGAGGGCAAGGCUGUGCAGGAGCUGAGAAGCCUGAGCAGGGACCUCCGGGCCAUCCGCCUCCAGGUGGAGAAGCAGCUCGGUGGAAGCCAGAGCUCAGACGAGUGGAUCCAGGUGGGUUUCAUCAUAGACCGCCUGCUGUUUGGCCUCUACAUCCUCUUCAUAUCAGUCAGCUUCAUAACCAUCAUCAUUAUCUGGGCACAAUCAUACAGUCAGUAG